This is a messenger RNA of Topomyia yanbarensis, 2341 nucleotides long. RefSeq names its product zinc finger protein 708-like. The coding region runs from base 100 to 2301 and encodes 733 amino acids. Gene Ontology annotation, molecular function: zinc ion binding. Gene Ontology annotation, cellular component: nucleus. NCBI's taxonomy places the organism in Eukaryota, Metazoa, Arthropoda, Insecta, Diptera, Culicidae. The record is from RefSeq and is a predicted model, not a curated record. The transcript has 3 exons.
CUCUUGUGUCGGAAGACAAUCAAAAUAAGAAUACUUUUAAUUCAUACCAUAGUAUACUACUUAGUACAUACUACUUAGUACAAAAUUAUCAAUAACGAAAUGAAUAAAAGUGAACCUAUGUGCCGAAUUUGUCUGUUUGAAGACAAAACCGGCUCCCGUUCACGGUUUGUCAGUAUAUUUAAACAGAAUGAACAAUUUAGCCAAUUGAAUUCCGAGUUUACAACCAUUGAAGCCUUAUUCGAUAUUUGCGGAAUAAAGGUAUUAUUUGAAGACGUAUAUCCAAAAGUACUAUGCGCCGCGUGCCAUUUCAAGCUAGUUAAGGCAUAUAACCUUCGCAAGCAAGCACAGCGCUCCCAACAAACACUGACCAAUAUGCUGAAUGAACAGCACCAACAAGAUGCAAAGUCUGCCAUACAGUUUCAAGAUAAACUGGAUAUGGCAUGGGCGCAACCGGAAUCAGACGAUGAAUUUAUCGAAGAGGACUUAAAUACUGACGAGGAAGCGGGACUGAAUUGGACACCUGAGGUCUUCGACGGUCAAGUGGAAGGUUCGAUUGAUGGACAGAUUCGUUGUUGCGGUUGUGAUGCGACGUUCGAUAGAAAGGCACAGUUGCGAAAACAUUCUUUUGAAGAGCAUCGGCAAUUAAGGCCAGCGGUGGUGGAAGGAAGUGAAUAUCAAUGUAACAUCUGUUAUGCUCAUUUUACUAGUAAGGCCUUGGUGGUGGCUCAUAAGACCGGUAAAAAUAAUGCUCGACCACCGAAGAAGUGUGCUUUCUGCAAAGCUCUUUUUCGCACCGUACCGGAAUUGGAUGAUCACGUGAGGGACAUUCAUUCGGACAACAUGUUCAAAUGUUGCGGUUGUGACUUGAGCACAACCAGUCGACAGAGGCUUGAAAAUCAUUCGAAUAUGCACAAGGAAGCUGAUAAGAGAAAAUGGAACCGCAAGCGAGUGACAUUAAAUAAGUACCAAUGUUUCAUUUGUUACGAUCGGUUUAAGAAUUUCGAAACAUACCGUGCUCAUGAACUUCUACCCUAUGGUAUAUCUCGGAAGCAGCAAUUUGAAAAAGAUUUGUCUGCCACAUUAUCCCUAUGCUGUGGUUGUAAGAAAGUUUUUGAAACAAUUGGCGAGCUUAAAAUUCACCAGGAGCAGGUACAUAAACCGGACGCCUUCGAAGACGAGACACUUCCGAUUGAAUGUUCCGGUUGUUUCAAACGCUACCAAACUUCGUUCAAGCUGAAAGAGCAUCUUCGUGCGUCAAAAAGUAGUCACUCUUUUGAAUGCAGUAAAUGCGUAUCGGCCAGGCGUACACUUGAAGAGUUGUUGGAACACAUGAAAAUACAUAAAGGGCCAAGAGGUUUUAGGUGCUGUGGGUGCUUUGAAGAAUUCGAUUCUCAGGAAAAACUUAAGCAACAUUCUGAGGAACAUGCCCGAACACCCAAAGUAUAUGAAGAUGAGACAGAAAUCGAACGUCCUUUCAAAUGCCACAUUUGUCACAAGAAAUACAAAUGUAAAGUAGAUAUUCGUCACCAUCAACAGAACGUGUACUACGAUAAGGUACAUGUCUGCGACAUCUGCGGCAAAGGAUUUAGACAUCCGCAAACAUUAACCGUACAUAUAGCAUCACAUAAAGACAAAUCCGAGCAUAAAUGUCCUGAAUGUGGAAAAAAGUACAAACAUGAACUGCUCGUCCGCAGCUGUCUAAGGCGGCACAAAAAUCCUCGUGAGUAUCGUUGCAAAAUUUGUAAAGGAACCUUCAAGGCCCGAGGCAACUUAACUUCGCACAUGAUUUCGCACUCCGAUGAACGAAAGUACGAAUGCUGCAUUUGUAAUUUUUCCUUCAAACGCCCCGGUCACCUCAAAGAUCAUAUGCUGAUGCAUACGAGCGAGCAAAGAUUUCCCUGCCGAUUUUGCUCACUAGUUUUGCGCUCACAAUCGGAGAGGAGCACUCACGAGAUUCGACACAGCGGACAAUAUCCGUAUCAGUGCGAAAUAUGUGGCAAACAGCACACAAGACGUAUGUUAUACAUCCAGCACUACGAAACGCAUAAGGAAGACUCGGCCAAGGUGCAUGCAUGUCAUAUGUGUACUCAACGGUACAGUCAGGACCAUUUUUUGGCCAAUCAUCUCAAGUACGUGCAUCGCAUCGAAUCUGCUGACCGAAGCUGGGAUGCUAAGUUUCAACGACUAAAUCAUCGAAAAAAAUCCGUCCGAACGACUUCAACAGACGUUGACAAUGCAGGGGAUGAAGAAAUGGUUGCUGUUGAAACUACCAACGAUAGUAUGGUUUUGGAUGACAAAUAAUUAUGUUUUUGUUAUGGUAUUGAACUUUUUUCUAAAUAUG